Spirometra erinaceieuropaei is the source of this 1163-nucleotide messenger RNA. The record is from the annotation of a GenBank genome assembly. NCBI's taxonomy places the organism in Eukaryota, Metazoa, Platyhelminthes, Cestoda, Diphyllobothriidea, Diphyllobothriidae.
AUGCGACAGGUCCAGGCGGGCUGUUUCUUUGUGGCAGACACUGCGUCCAGUCCCGAUUCCGGCCUGACUGACUCUAUCCUUACGAAGGGCACCUGUGAGUGAGAGAGAGUGGAGUGAGUGCGGCGAAAUCAGCGCAAGUCUACUGUCCAAUAAGAACUAACCCACUUUCAAGCCACCAUCCCUGCGCUCUUCAAUCGCUGGUGCACACAGGGAGCAUCGUCGAUUCACUACGGUGGACUUGAGAAACAUUCCAAAUCCUAAAAUAUUAAAUUACUUCAGGGGGACGCUAGAUUUUUCUCUGUUCCUAUUUGACUGUUAAUUUAGCACUAACUUUGGUUUUAGAGAUCGUUUCACAUUGUCGAUAUUACUAAAUUGAAACAUCGCAAAAAACGACAGAAGAAAAUGUAUGAUCUCGUGAAAUGCGGGGCUCAUGAUUCGAAUUUUCAGGAUGAUGUUGAACGGAACAGGUGGAGUAAGUUAUACCCACUACCAAGGUCACGUACAAUUCUAACCCUUGCGGUCAUUAGCCUCCAGCUCCAACAAGGAGUGAUCAGAAUUAUCCUGUCAAGAACAGCACUGUGAACUAUCUGCUAAAGGCGGUUUUACCUAAAUGCGAGGUAGAUUAUCGGCGAUCUGGCUAGGCUUUUGUAUUCUUCGGCUGACAAACUGAACACUGUCUGGUCAGUUUUUGUGAACCGAAAGUGUCGGUAAGUUAUAUACAGUUAAAUCAUCCCAAGUGAAGACAGAGACAGGAAGUGAACAUAUAACUCCUCAGGGGUGUGCGUAAAGUGCACGAGCAAGUGAUCGAUAGAGCUUUACACCCUCAUCACCUUUGGCUGUAAAUAAUACAUGACACUCUUCGUAAUGUAUGACAGGCACUUUUCUAAUCAUUUUCAUAAACAGCUGUUGUCAUGUUACUUCAUUUGCAGAAACUCGGCUAUCCCGAUGGAUUCACUCAGAUAGUACGCCAGCUCAACGAUGGCGUGACGGCGCGCGUCACGGACAAUGGAGCUGUCUCAGGGGCUUUCGAAGUGACCAAUAGGGCGAAACAGGACUGCGUUCCCUCGCCUACCCUCCUCAGUCUCAUGUUCUCUGACAUGCUAAUGAACGCCUAUUGUGGCGAACGUCCCGAGAUCCGCGCCGUCCACAGGACGGGCAAUUAA